AUUGGUCCGUCUCUCUGAGCAGCGGAGGCAGACAUGAGGCGGUGGUGAGAGCCCGGGCGGAGAGCUGCGGAGCUGAGAUGAAGCGCACACUCGGAGCGGCUCACACCUCCGCGCAGUGUCGGCGGCUCAGGAAGAGGCUCCGCGCCGCUGAAGCUGAAGCUGAAGCUGCUCCGGCUGAGUGAAGGGCUCCGUCCAUGCGGAGGCUAGCGCUCGUCCUGCUGCCCUGUGCCGUCGCCGUCCUGGUGCACUUGUGGUUGGCUCGUCGACCUUCCUCCACCCCGCUGGACAACAACACUCACUCGGGUACUUUUUAAGCCACACUCCCGGGCUGCACCUCCACGAAGCCUGGGAACUUUUUAUUCCGUAACCGAGCGGCGGGCUAACUUCGCUCCACCACCCCGGCUGUGUGUGUGGUGUGUGUUUGGUAGUUUGUGUGUGUGAACAGGUAGUUUGUGUUCGCUCGGAGUGUGUGUGUGGGUUCAUGUGUGUUUGUGUUACACUGGGAAAUGAUGAGAAGAGUGGAAGUGCUGGGCGUUGCUGGGAUAGUCAAACGUCUGGAGACUAAAGCGAGCCGAGCAUCUCUGCCUUGUUACAAGUAGCUGCAACGAUUAAUCGACUCAAAGGCAGUUAAUAGCCGAUUAUUGAACAAUCGAUUCGGUUCAUUUUUAAAGAUUGAUUGUUAAAAAUGUUGGUUUGUAGACACUUCAUUUUAAAGAAUUUUCAGCUUUUAGUCAUUUUGUGAAUUAAACGUAUUUGGUUUUAAACUCUUGCGUUGACAAAAAAAGAUAUAAAUGAAAAUGGAAAAAAAGAUAUUUGUCAUAAUUAUUGAUUUAACAGCUGAUUGAUUCAUGAUUAAAAGCAGAGCAUUGAUUGGUAGUUUGGUCACAUUAAAGAGGCUGAUUGGUGCAAUUUUAAAAUAAUUGGUGCAGAUUGUGAAAAUAUUAAUAUAUAAUGUAUGCAGACACUGCAGGCAGCAACUUCAGAAUUGCAGCUGUCAAGCAUUGGUACCAUCCCCUCUUAAUGAUAUCAUGUUUUUCGCAUCCUAUAUGACAGCAUAUCAAAUCUAAAACAGUUAUAUAAAUUCUAUAAAUUCUUUAUUUAUAAAAAUUCAUAUGAAAAAGGAGAAUUAAUUUGUGUUUUGUGAGUUAUUCAAUAUUUGUGCAGUCGACCUUCAGUGCCACCGUUGCGAUCACUUACUAUCAGGGCUUAAACCUGCGUAUCCUUUGACAGGGAGAGAAAGCUUUACCACCUUUUGAUGCAUGAAGGUGUUCACUGUCAUGAGUUUAAUGUCAGGAUGUGUGAUGGUAAAUCAUUGCAAAGGAAAUAUCUGAGGAAACUGCAGUCAGGAUCAGAGAUGUGAAGCAUAUAUCAGUGAGGUGAGGAAACAAUCGGUGAUUUUUGUGCUCAUAUUUUAUCCGCACAAGGAUGUCAAGUAUCUAUUAUUUAUUUUGGCCUGUUCGGUCAUUUUCUAGAGUGGCCAAAUGUGGAAAAAUGUAAAUUCAGAGAGUGCUUGGACAUUUGCAUAUUCUAAAAAGUAUGCCUCAUAACCCUCAAAGACAAUUAGGUUGUGUAAUAAAAACUAGGUAGCAUUAUACAACAUUUUUGAGUAUUUAGCUUGUCUCUCAGGGUGUCAAAAUCAAACCUUCCCCUAAUGAAUCAGCAAAAUACUAACUGUGAUUUUAAAUUUCUAUCUCUUUUUUUGUCUUUUUUUCUUAGGUUUGGUUCAUUUUUUUCCUUUACACUGUCAGUAAAUGCAGCAUAUUUGGGUGGGAAUUGGCUCUUUGUUGUUAAAGAUAAAUUAUAAUGGCUUUUCCAGAUGAGGCGUUACCUUUCUAUGAAGUUUUGGUGGGAGUGCUGUCAGCGAGACACCAUCAUGAACUGCGACAAGCGAUAAGGGAGACCUGGCUGGGCUACCUGAGAGCUCACCCCCACUUCCAGCACAGGUGUGUAGGCUGCAGUUUAAACUUUCCACUUAUUUUCCUUUUUUAUUUCUUCUUUUUUUCUUCUCCACGGUCAGAUUCAUACUCUGACAACAAAGCCUGAAGCUGGCAGCAAAUAACCGACCAGCACAUCAACACUUUUUAUCUUUACCUGACUGGCGGCCAAUAUUGUUCCUGCCUUCUUUCAUUCUUCUUUUUUUUUUUUGCAAGCUUCCUUCUCAUUCAGCGAUCCGAGCACUGAUAAGGUGUGAUGGCCUUUAAGCAACCUCAGUAGCCAUAGCAACAUGGUGGAUGGAUGGACGAGCUUUAGAAAUGUCUUGGGCUAUUAUUGCAGACAAAAAAAGCUGAAUGCAAUUGUGAUUGUGUUUAUUUUUUUAUUGCAGAGUGGGGGUGAAGUUUAUCGUCGGGGAGCAUGGUUGUGCCAUUCCAGAGGAGGACAGAGAGGACCCAUACUCCUGCUCAAUCCUCAACUUCACAGAGACAGGUAAAACGAUUUAUCAUGCAAAAUAUGGUCAUAAAUCAUCUGUUUUUUACAGACAUUUUCAGGUACUCCAGAAGUGUGAAAUGUUUGAAACUUUUCAAGAUUACAUUUGAAGCAUAUUUACAUCGUCAGCCAUGAAUAUUUUCUUGAUUUCUAGUUGUUACAGCUACACAUCUGCACCGAAACUGCACAUUGCUGAACACAAUCGAAGUUUUCAUACUGGCCCACAGUUUAAACAGUUUUCCCUCUAAGAGUCCUUUAAAUACAGACUGGGAUUUAAAUGCUAGUGCAACUUAUAUUUCUGGCUUUUACUUAGCAGAGUCAUAAUUUAUUCAGUGACGUUAAGAGGAUGUGGAGCUCUCGUUUGUAUGUUUGUGGUGAGUCUCAGUUUCACUGUUAGUACUGAAUUAAACUGAGGUUUAGUUUUGGUAUACUUACGUGCUAUAAAUAAAAAAAAAAGACCACUUUACCUGUAACUAACACUUAUUAUUUUUGCUGAAAUAACAAGAUUGUGAUGCAGAUUAGACAAAAGUAAAAAAUCAAGCUUUAACAGGUCUGCUCUUAAGAAUUGAAGGAAUUCCCAAUCCCUUAUUUUUGAUUAGGUAUUCAAAUUUCAACUAUCGUCCAUAAUUGAUCUUUGGAAAUAUUAAUGAUCAAUUGUUCAAUACCAAAAAGUUCAUUUUGCCUAUAAAAAUAAAACAUUACCAAAUGUGUUUGCCUCAAGCUCGAUUAUUACAGCAACAGUAAACUGGAUAUAAUUGACAUACUUGCAUAGCUACAUAAUAUAUACUCAUAAAUUGUUUAACAGGCUGAACUUAUAAAAAUAAUCUCUGCUGACAUACAGUUGUAAAACAAAAGACUCAAACUGCUGAAUGUAGAGAUGCUGGAAUGGAACUAAACAUAAAAAUAUGUCAGACUGAGUGUUCAGUUUUCUGCAUGUCUGUUAUUAUUGAUCAAAAAUAAACAAAUCCAGGUGGUCAGGUGUUUGUUAAAAACGCUGCUGAGUCGUAACCAGUCAAAUGGCAGAAAAAAAAACACACUAAAGAGGCACUGAUGUUGCUGAUAUGUAGAUUUAUGCCAGCUUUGUCAGUCUGGAAAACCUCUUUACCUAUUUUUGAUGCAUUCUAGGACAUCAGGAAAUCUGAACGCUGGUUGGAUUUAGUGACACAGGUUCUUGUUUCAGAGUAAAUGUUUGGUUAAGAGUAUUUGAAUGAAGAUUUCUGUUUGUAGAGAUAAAUAAAUUAGUAUCAGAUUACCGUUGAGUGGAGUCGUGAUGGUUGAUUGUGUGACGCCUGCUUUUGCUCUCAAUACUGAUACCAAUUGAUCAUCACAAACUACAAAUGAAACAAAACCAGCCCAUGAACUUUGCAUUACUUAUAAAGAAUCUGAAGAUAGAGAUGGGUGUCUCUCUGAUGUGAUUUUACUCAGCUACGUCUCUCCCAAAUUGCGUUUAGUUGCGGUAAUGUAAAAAAAAACGGAGUGCUGCAGAGAAAAUGGAGCUAUUUCCUGUUUCAAUGCCCUGAAAUAUAAACUGCUGUCUGGAGGGGAAGACUUUCAAAGAUAGUAAUCAACACUAAUGAUUGGCUGUAAUACGGGGAGAUGCUCUGUGUGCAAUCUGUUGCUAGCUGAGGUUGAAUAGCGGAGCUGAAAGAGUGAGAAGAAUGCAUGUUCAGAGAAGAAAUAAAGCACUUUUAUUCAUGUUCACACACACUUCAAGGACACCGAGCUGUUUCCUCUCCAAGGCCGGAGCAAAAAUCUCUCCCAGUCAACGAGGCUCUGAGUGCGUACUAACUAUUGCUUGGAAAGUAUAUAUAUAUAUACCGAACUCUGACGCACUCUAUGGGAGGAAAUAAUUGAAUAGGCUUACUGACAGUAAUUGUUAUGUCUUUCACCUUCAGAUUCAGACGUUUUCACUACUUUCCCAGCUGCUUUGGUGUUUUCUGCUCUCAUGCAAACAUAAUUACCGUUCCUCGGAAUAAGCUGUUGCAGAAGACGGUCUUUAGGGUCACGGGGAUGCUUUAUUUUCUGGCCCUUUCCCCACUCUCCGCCGUGUUAAUAGCUGGAAAUGUUGACGUGAUUUGCCUCCGAAUUGCAGGCAGGUAGACAAGCAGCUGUGGUGUUAGAUGUUCAGUGUAAUUGGGAGAGAAACAGACAAAAGCUGCUCUCAAACACAGACGCAGGAUCCAGGUCAAAUCACACAUUCGGGAAAAAAAGGACGGUUGACUUUUGUGGAAGAUUUAUGCGGCCCAGCCUCAUCAGAAAUGAUCAGAGACUUUGUUUGAGUGUUAUUGAUGAAACUGUUAUUCUCUCCAAAACCUCCACGAGUUUGUGUGAUUGGUUUGUUAAACUGAUGUCAACAAGGCUCGAUUUAUUGAUCAGUAAAUCAACGCUGUGACAGCUCAAGACAUUAAUUUAGGUAGAAAGUGGCAGCUUUAUAGUGGUUUGGGUCGUGUGAUUGUUACUAAAAUACAAAAUAAAAUAGUUUUCUUAAAGUCUGCAUUUUGUCAGAGCCGUAUCAGACAGGGAAUUUCAGUCUUAAGGACGAAACACUCAGAAAAACUGUUAAAAUCAAGAAUAACUUUUUUAAAAGGGACAGAAAAUAAUUAAACGAAGACUGAAUCACGCUGUGGCGCAAGAGAUACCAUCCAUCAUCUGUGCUCGCUUAAAUCCAGGUGGUAGAGCAUUAAAGCAGCGAGGCAAUAACAAUUAAUCAGAGCUACAGCUCCACCCGGUGGUUGGUAGCUGCACUACGGCCCAGAUGACCAGCAUCCAAGGCCUGGAAAUAAUACAAUUUUAAUAAUUGAUGUAAUCUAUGAGUAAUUCUUCACUCACAUUCCUCACAUGUUUGUUUUGAAGCAGGAAUGACCAAAAGUUUCAGCUCUAGCAGCAGAUAAAGAGUUUUUGCGUGUUGGAGUUUUGGUUUUAUUGAAGGUAUACGAUUAUUGUCUCGUAAUCGUGAUGUGAUUGAGGUCUGAAGUUAAAGGGUUAAUGUUGAACACUAGAGAUAAACUCAAUCACAUCUGCGUCUCCCCGCUCUCUGCUGCAGCCAUGAUGGAAAACGGCCCAUUUCUCUUCAAAAUUACAGACAGCUGAGUUAAAAGAUCAGAAAUAAUCAUUUGUGUUAAAAUGAAUUUAAUAUCACCAGAGUACUUUGAGUCAGAGACACCACUUUUAGAGAAGCAUACAGGUGCAGCUGAUCGGACUGAAAAUAACAGAUUAAAACAGUCAGUUAAAAAUGUGAUUGACUGAAAUAAACUUAUAAAAUCUGCAGUUUUAAAACAAGAUUAUUGUUUAUUUUUUUUACUUUUAAUGCUGUAAGUUCAUAUUUUAGUUUUUGACAUAGUUCAUGAACCCAGUGAUACAGAAGAGGAUGUUCCAAAGUAAAUAUUAACUCAGACAGUAAAAAGAUUAAAGAGACAUAAAACACAUUUUUUUCCAGUGUUGUAAUAUCACUAUUUUUUAUAAUGUUACCAUGUCCUGAAGUGUUAUAAUUUACCCAUUCAUACAGUACUUUAUAACCCUGAGCCAUAAGUGCAAAACAUCAUGUGAAAAGAAACUUAUCCAAAGAUAAAAAAACCCCUCCGGCUCACUGACUUACUGCCGAACUUUACCAACCAAACUCUGAACACUUGAGGGUUAGAGGUGAAUAUUGACCUGACUUGUCUGUGCUGAAAAUAACCACCAAUAAAAUAAAUAACCAGACUUAUGGCUGAAAAACUUAUUUUAAUAUGCAGGUCAUGACUGUGACACAGUUUGAACAUAAGUUUAAAAACUCCUCACAUGCCUCUAACCAGUACCAGCUGCAGAGAGAAGCUGUGACCGGACUGCAAACAUGACUUAUUGACCAGUAUAUAAAAUAUGUCCAGUGUCCUUGAAUGUGGAAUAAGUCUGAGUUUACAGUUAAUCAUUUAUGGUUCAACUUUCACUGACUCUGACUCUGACUGCACUGCUGACACUAACGUUGAAACAGAAGUACAAACUUCUAAUUAAGAUAAGUUUGAAGGCGACACAUGAACGAAAAGUCCACGGAAACACGCUGAAGUCCUGCAGAUAGAAGUAAAAACAUUUGGUUUGAUGAGGAGCGUCUCUGUGAUCUUCGCCUCUAAUUGUCUUUAUUUUGGAUAGAGCUGCAGAACUUGUGUUGAAAGCGUAUAAAGUAAAACCCCUCUUCCCUUUAACAGCCUUGAUCUUCCAUUGAUCUCCCGGGUAAUAAACUGCUCUUUUGUAAUUAAGAAAGCACACUGACGAGGGGAGGCUGGCUUUGAAGACAGCGGUCUGAAGAAGCAGCUCCUCAAAGUGCUGAUGGUGGAGCUUUACCCGACUCUUCCUCCUCUCCUCUCCGCUCCUCGUCUCUGAAAACAGUCGGUCAGCACGUUGGGAUUGUAAUAAAUUGAGCGCGUGCAGUAAACUUUUGUCUCUGUUGCAGGCCAGGAUGCGGAGAUAGAGAUCGUGACCGUGUCUGACCCCUCCGUGCUCGCCCCCUCCGAUGUGUCCGCCAUCGCCCUGGAUUUCAAGGUGCUCCACCCGGUGGUGAUCACCCGGUUGGGGGUGUUUCCCAGCGGGACUCGGCCUGAGCUUCAGAGCAACGUGACGGUGAAGCUCCUCCAGCUGGACCAGGAGGUAACAGAGACCUGACCUCUGAGACAUCAUGUGUUCACCUGCUGACAGUACUGUAAUACAUAACAAACUGUUUUUACCUGAUUAUCUUUGUGCCGAUUUUAUUACUACAUUAUUUAUGAUACAUUUCACUCAGUAUUACUUUAUCACAACAAGAGGUCUGCUUGUGAUUCAAGCAGCUGCGCAUAACUUUUACAACAAUGUAAUGAGGUAGGGCUGCGCGAUAAGGCCUCAAAUCAAUAUCACGAUAUAUUGAGCAGUUCACCUCGAUAACGAAAUGCUAUGAGGAAACGCUAUCUUGAGUUAAAAUGGAUCUAAACAAUAAAACCAUGAUAAAAUAUAACAAAGGUGAUUAAGUAUUAAAAGUUAAUUCAACAAAACAGCCUUAAAAUCAAACAAAAAAGAAAGUAAAUCAAAAAAGAAGUACUGAAACACAAAAUAAUUACUCUAGGACUAAAAUAGGAUAAAAUCACAUGAUGCAGAUUAAAAGAUUAAAACAAAAUUUAACUAAAAGUCAGACUAAAAAGGUCGGUCUUGAGUUUCCUUUUAAAAAUAUGAACAGUAGGUGUCGCUCUCAGGUCUGCAGGUAGGCUGUUUCACAAAUGGGGACCGUAAUGUUGGAACGAUGAUUCACAGUAUGUUUUAGUUUUUACUUUGGGAACAAUUAAAAGACCACCACCUGAAGACCUGAGGGUUCUACUAGACUCAUACGAUAAAAGCAAAUCAGACAAAUAAGAAGGACCAAGACCAUUAAGAGCUUUAAAAACUAAUAAAAGAAACUUAAAAUCUACUCUGAAAGACAUGAGACCACAGCCUACCUACACAUAUCCAAAACCAACUUUUAUUUAUUUAUUUUUUUGACACUGAAUAUACUGACAUUGGCAAAGUGGCGUCGGUUAUUGUCGUAAAUUUCGGUAUCUGUAAAUUUUCGGUGUAUCGCCCAGCCCUACAAUGAGCUGAAGGUCGAGGUGCAGACAUCCGUCAUGAAUAAAUCCAAAACCAAUCCUUGUAUCAGCCAACCACUGACCUUUACUGUCUCGGUUGAGAGUGGAUACUAUUGUGGAAAACAGCCACCAGGAGCUGCUAGCCAUAUUAUAUGAACUUGAGGUGUCCCACAAGGAUCAGUACUGGGACACAAGUUACUCAAACUUGAUUUAGAAACCAUUCAUUGUUAUUCUGAAGAGCAUAUCACUGAAGGAGGAUGAAACAAAAUUCACGUUAUUGACUUAGAAAUACCUUUGUAAUUAAAUUGUGUUUAUAGAGUAAAUGAAACCACAUUUCUAGAGGUUGCACAGAGGAUACAUGACAAAAAAAAAACAACUUAAAUCUGUUGGUAUCCUUUCAAAAUGAAAGACCUGUUAAAUUAGACCUGUAGAUAUUGUAUUCUUAAGAAGUAAUGUUAAAUACAGAAGUGCUUCAGAUUUGGGAAAUAAACUGUGAAACUGACUCAGAGUUGAGUUAAAGUUGUGGAGCUUCAAAAAAGCCUUAAAAUGAAAACUGAUCGAUUACAAAAUAACUUAAAAUAACUGAGAAUUGAUGAUGAUAAUUAAGAGGAAAUCUUUCUUUGUCUUUUGUUUUUUGUACCGCUGAUGUUUCGAGUCAUAUGAGGAGACAGAAAUCAUUGAUAUAUUCACUCAAACUCUGGACCUGCCUUCCUCUUUAAUAAAUCACUAAAAUAAACGAACAAUAUUCAUAAAUCAAGUGAUUAGUAAGGAGUGAGACAUCUUACGUUUUUACUAUCUCUGCAUUUUGAAUCAUAUUUUGACAGAUUCACAAAGAUCAAUGUGAAAUUUCCUCCUGAAAACUCGACUCAAACGUUGGAGUCUGCACUGAAGCAGGUGUGGUUGUUUUUUAUUUCACUCUUUCUGAAUAAAACAUGAUUUUUUUUUUAAUGUGCAGGAGGCCGUGGUCACCGCUCGCUUCAGCGCCAUCAGCACGGGCACGCUGGUGAACGGGGUUUGGUACAAACCGGUGGAGCAGUUCAUCCUGCCGAAGGUCAGUUCCCAGUCGUAGAUGGAGUCAUGGUGAUGAAAAAUUAAGGUCACCACGAGGUCGUUUCACUGUCACAAGGGACUGUGGUCAAACGCUUCAAACCUUUUUCACCUCUGAACACUGAGAAAUGUUGUAAAUAAAAAGUGCGCAUAGAGAAACAAUAAAGUGUCUUGUUUUCUUUGCUCAGGGUUUUGAAGGGACACUGGUCUGGGAGAAUCUGGACUCUGCCAGUCUGACCACAGUGAACUCUUCCUCGGUCCAGCUCAACGACGGAGGAGGAGUCCUGAAGAUUUCCUCUGUACGAGCCGCCGCCGCCGCUCAAGUGUCAGAAAAUAUCAACACAGAAAAUUCUCUCUGAUGUUUGGGAGUGAAGGAAAAGUUGUGAAAGCUGAAAUCUGUGCCGUUUCCUUGAAUUGCAGAUCGCAGAGGGAAUAUUGCCUCAUAGGAGUGCGCUCGGAUUUCCUGGUUUGGCUGGAGGCUUCACCUUUACCAUCUACGGUCAGUGUGAUAAAAGAAAGUUAAUUUUCCUCUUUUUAUCGUCCAAAUCGCUCGAUGAACCACCUGUUGUGCUGGAAUAAAAACACACUCUGCCUCUCCGUGGCAGGUUAUGAGAUUAGCUCUCUUUUCGCCUCAGGGUGCUUGCAUAUGUGCCAAAUGGAAAUAUCAUUUCUCCCUCUCCUGUUUUCCCCGAGGUGUUACAUUAUUGAUCGAGCCUCCUGCUUGUGUUUGCAUGGGAGUUUAUCCGGGGAUAGAUUUGACGACAUUUUAGGGAAAAUUAAAUGAAGUUCACCAUCCAGUAUCUCUAAAAGCAGAAGGAAUGAUCCGUUCGGAGAAAUAUCGUGGUUUCAUCAUGAUGUUUUGCCGUCUGGGAUUUCAGCUAUUAUCCCUGAAAUGUUCCUUAAUUUAUUUAAACCUCUGCUGAAUAAAUGUGACUUUUUAAAGAUCUUAAAACGCUCUCGCUUCUUCUGUUUUUUCCACCCAUUACCCCCAUCAUGUGCCUGGUUUUACCCUACACGUAUGUCAGAUGGAGACGGCUUGUCGGGGCUUCUGCGGGGCCGCCCGGGCCGCAUGGAACAGCACGCCUCCAGGCUGAGGCGGGAGGACGCCGCGCUGCAAGAGGAGAGCCUGAGGCACGGCGACAUGGUGUUUGUAGACGUGGUCGACACCUACAGGAACGUGCCUUCCAAACUGCUUCAGUUCUAUAAAUGGUAUGCUAAGUGCUAAUGACUCCAUUCUGCGUCUCCAAAUUGCCUCGGUCCUCUGAGGAAAUCAGCAACCUGAAAUGAAAGUGUGUCGUCGUCGCCUCAAAUUGUCUCGCUGUUAGAGUUAGAAGUGAAACCACUCUGUCAGGAGAGAGUGCAGCAGCUGUGAGUCAUCAGGUUGUUAAAACACAGAGAGCUUUAACUUCACAAGAAUACUUGUAUUUAUCAGACCUCCUGGCCCUCGCUCUCAGUGGUAUUUGAAGUAAAUCCACUCUGGAAUAUUAGCAGAAAUCAGGAGGCGGGCUUUAAUUAAGUUUGUAAAUUCGCUCUCUCUCGCAGGUCUGUGGGAAACGCUGACUUUAAUCUGCUGCUGAAGACGGAUGAUGAUUGUUACAUCGACGUGGACUCCGUUUUAAUGAAGAUUGACCACAAAGGUCUCAAGCGCAGCAAUUUCUGGUGGGGGAAGUAAGUCCAAUUUGGUUUCAGAUCCUCUUUAAUGCAUGAGUUUGCUUUGCAUUUCAGAUGGAGGGACUCCUCCAAGGACUGCCCAACUUCUCUCUUAGUCUGUUUAAGGGUUGGAGGUCAAUGCGGCUCUUUUAUCUUUCUUUUGGAAGUUACUUUUUGAGUUUUUUUUCUUACCUUUCUUUAAUGAGGACAGGACUGUGGAUAGAGCAGGAAAAAAAGAGCGAGGAAAGAGGCUCAGGCUGGAAAUGAACCCAGGCCACCUGUGUGUAUGAGCGAGGGCUGGGCGAUAUGGCCUCAAAUCAAUAUCACGAUAUAUUGAGCAGUUCACCUCGAUAACGAUAAAUAGACAAUAACUACUCCAUAAGCUGCUCACCUCCUCCCACAUUAACUUUGUCGGUAACCCUUUCUUUUACGGUACACUUAUUACCAGGUAAUCAACAGGUAAUUACCUAGUAACAACAUGAAAUUAUCUGUAAUUACAUGAUAACUACUAAGUCAGUACUGUCUAGCUACCAGGUAGGUAACCUUCCAUCAUCAUAUAAAUUUGAAGCCAAAUUGCUCUGGUAUUUCCAGGAUUUUCGCCGCUUCCUGGAACCACCACUUAUGUAGUAGCAUUGUACGCAUUCGGCGGGUGAGUCGCUGUGAUAACGCUCGGCUCAAACAGCGGAUCGUUACGCAUUCUUCGCAUGCCCAUAGGCUGUAUCAAGUGUCAAUCAUAGAAAAUAAGAAACCUCAAAUAGCUUUUGAAAAUGGAGCUGCACAGAAAAAAGAAAAAAAAAAACUAGACAGUAUUGACUUAGUAGUUAUCAUGUAAUUACAGAUAAUUUCAUGUUGUUACUAGUAAUUACCUGUUAAUUACCUUCAGCCGACGCUACAACUUUUAAACCGUCCUCCAUCUCCUCACCUGUCUUUCCCUCUUUGUUACGGACUGGAUGGGGUGGAGUCACGUUUCUGACGUAGGACAGCGUCUUAAAGGGACAUGAGACCAUAGCCUACCUACACACAUCUAAAACCAACUUUGAUUUAUUUUUUUUGGCGCUGAAUAUACCAAUAUAAACGUCGGUUAUUGUCGUAAAUUUCGGUUUAGGUAAAUUUUCGGUUUAUUGCCCAGCCCUAAUAUGAACAGUACCUUACCUGCUUGUUAUUCUAUUUUUUUAGUAUCUUUGACCUUUUUUAACUUAUUUAGCAGAAAAAUUUGUAAAAAAGUGAGAAGAGUGAAAGUGUUAUGGACCCAAAACAUGAUAUUUUACCCAGGCGCCAAAAUCUACCAAAAAGUUCCUUAGUGCAUGUUAGCCAUAUUCACACACACGUAUAGAUGAUACCUGGGUGGAAACAGAAGCCGAGGUAAAACACCAUUUAUAGGUGUUUAUAUGUGACUCAUUGACUGAGUCUGGACGUUUAUUAUUUGACGUUCAAAAUCACAGUUUUGUUAUUUUUAUCACAUCGGCAGAAAGAGCAGAGAGGCGUGCAACUUAGAUAAGUAAAAACAGCUCUAUGAUAUGACAUAAUGUGAAUCUACACAAGUGUAUUUAAUUCAUCUCAAAUUGAGACAUCUGUAAAACUUUCUGUUUUCUCAGUUCACUGAUGAAUUUCUCUCCCAUGAGCACUUUCUGCUCGGUUUUAUCUCAUGAACUGAGAGGAUUCUCGACAGAAACAAAACAAGAACGGGGAUCUUAAGCGAGAACAUUAUGUUUCAGUAGUCUCAGGAAACUCAUCAACAAUUCUCCGAUGGAGUCGACCGUGCCUGAACAUUUCUGUGAGAGAAAAACAUCAUUUUUACCAGUGAGGAAAGAGGGAGUCUACGGCGUUAAAGCAGGGAGGUUAGAAAUGUUGAUUUUGUGACAUCGAGCUCAUCUUUUAGUGCCUGCAGACGAUUUUCUACAUUUAUUUUUAAAAAAUGCAUGAAACCCCCCAAAAAACUCAUAUCUCUACUGUACCAUGUGUGCGCAGACUUUAUUUUCCGUGAUUUGACUCACUGAGGAGGAUUUUAAAUGUUGUUGCUCCUCGUGGUCUUUGGAGGGUUAACUGUCGCCAUGUUUGCAGAGUAACUUCGGCGCUCUGUCAGCUGAACUUUAGACGAAAGAAACCAGGAUGUUCUGUCAGACGGUGAUGGCUCGGGUUUAAGGGAGUCAGGAUGCGAACAUGAUGUUUCUGACCCAGUUUCAGGCAGAGCUGGGCCGUGGAUCGCAUCGGGAAGUGGCAGGAGCUUGAGUACCCGAGCCCGGCGUACCCGGCGUUCGCCUGCGGCUCCGGAUACGUCGUCUCUCGGGACCUGGUUGAGUGGCUCGCCAGCAACGCAGAUAAACUGAAGGCCUACCAGGUAAGACGACCUCAGAGGAGUGACUGGAUGACGAUGCUGAUAAAAUAAGAGUGAGUAAAAGUAACGUCUGGAUGUGCCGCAGGGAGAAGACGUGAGCAUGGGGAUCUGGAUGGCAGCUGUAGGACCGCAGAAAUAUCAGGUAUUCAUCAGCUUCAAAACAUCCAUUAAAAAGAAAAAAACACUUUGCACCAUGGCAACGCAUAAUUCAUGAGAGAGUAAUGGUUAUGAAGAACACUUUCCCUAAUUUUGUUGAGCUCCUUUCACACAGACGCUCUUCACUCACUCGGAGGCGCAGAUUUAUGUUGAUGCUGGUGGAAGAACCUCAAACCUCAAAUGACCUGAUGUUGUUCUGAAAAAGCCGUUUGAGCCCCUUUUAAAUAAUUAAACACAACAUGAAUGCAAACACAUACCCUGAUGAUGAUAUACUGCAGGGUGAAAUUAAUCAAUACAGAAAACUCACAUCAAUAAAAAGUAAAGAGCAAAUCAUCGACCCGACGCCGCGGAGAGACUGAAUCUACUCUACGACUAAAGUGAGGGAGCCGAAGUAUAUAUAUAUGUGGAGCGGACUUUUCUCUGCUUGUUGAUUAAUCACUUUCUAAUAUCCCACUGCAAAUGAUCAGCACCAAGCUUUUAAUGAGACAAGAUAUAAUUAUAAAUCAAAAGUUUAACAGGCUCUCACCGGGGAAGUAAUUAAAACAGCAGCAACACUGUGGAACAACCCCGACACAAAAACGUGACGAUGACGGGAAUAUAUUCGAUCAAAACACAUUAAAGUCAUUUAACUUUAAAAUUGUGCAAAAACAACAUUUGUAUGACGUUUCAAUGGUAUUUUUGCGAGAGUGUAUGUUCAUGCUACAGUUUUAAAAAGUUCGGACAGGGACAACAAAGUUCUGAAAAAGUUCUGUGAUGGAAUAAAAUCACCAGAAACCCGACCGGGUAGAAAGGAGCGUUUUAGAGUGGCCGUGAGGAGGUUCACGACCCUGUGAGAGACUGUGUGUGCGAAGGAUUUCACAAUUCAAGAAUAACACGUCAUUAAACGAUUCAGAGAAAGUCAGAGAAGUCAGGCGGCACUGCUUUAAAAAAAACUGUUAAAGAGGGUUAUCAGAUACGCCAAGACCGUUGAAGUUAGACUAAAGUGGAAAACCGAUCUAUGGUCUGAUAAAUAAAACUUUGACAGUCUCCUUGGAAACCACAGAAACCCUAUCCCCCACAUUUAUUAUCACUGGACUCACAAAUGCAGGUCAACUUAACUUCAGACCGUUUAUCAUGGACUUUAAAAACUGGACUGAAGAAUUAAAAUCUGAUAUUCUUCCAGGAAUUCAUGGAAGUUAAAUCUCCCACUCUAAAGCCUGAUGAAUACUGGAGUCAAAUCUACACUGUAGUUUACUACGGUGACCAUAUUCUGAAUCCCCAAAAAGAGCACACAUCUACAGAGUCACGCGGAGUUAAAUUUAGGAGUUUUUCGGGUGGGAUCAAGUGGUUUUUUACACGCUUCUAACUCAGUAAAUCCACAUGACACAAACUCAAAACUUCCAAACAAAACCCCGGACAUUUGAAGGAUUUUAUAAACUCCCCAGGACAGGCCGGACAGCCCCACAAAAAGAGGACAUGUCCAGGUAAAAGAGGACAUAUGGUCACCCUAAGUUAACGUCAUAGGUCCAUGAAGGCCUGACGCUUCCUGAUGAGCGCCUCCAACCACGAGUAGAAUCAACACAGACCACAAACCCUGUGAUUGGUCCGUUCGGCAGCAUUUUAUUCCUGUAUUUACAACAGACAUAAAUCCAUAUCCUCCAUGUGUCCUUUCUUCUUCUUCAUAAUUUUAUUCUGAUCGACUCAAAUCGAACAUGUUAAUGAAUAAAUGCACCGCUGUGGUUCCUGAAGCACAAACUGUAGCUUUGAAAGGAUUUGUAGAAAGUUCUUCCUCCAACAGUGAAGACACACCGGCACACAGGUACGCUGUGCUCACAGCAGUUUAGGCCACUAUAGCUACAGAGGAGAUUCAAUGCGGAGGUGUAAACAGGCUGAAAGCCAGCACCCGUGAUGGUGGGGGGUGGUUAAAAGCCUUCGGCAAUGGUAGCUCACACAUCUGGGAGGGCGCCAUUAACGCUGAACAUUAUACACCAGCUAUGGAGCGUCAUAUAUUAAACAUUAGGUUCAAACGACUUCAUCAAAUCUUGUUUUUCUUUUCCAGCAUCUGGCUCAGCAUCCCGACGUUUUGGCGUAGGUGUUGUGGUGAUAAAAGUCUCACAUGAGCACAAAUCAGAGAGAGUAUCUCCCAUCGAAAACAAAUCAGACAUCACCUGCAGAACGCACUCCUGCAGUCCAACCCUUAAAGGCCGCGGCUGAUGAAUAACACAUUUUCCCUUGCCUGUAUGCACUGUAUAUACUUUAUUCAUCCUCGAGCCCUGCAGCCCUGAGACUGUGGAAGUAAAGAGCGCUGCACUCUGUGUGUGUCGAGCAUCUGCUGGGAAACCACAGUUUGAAUUUGAUGCAUGCAUGCAAAACUAUUCCCACUCCUCCUUAGUGGGCAUUUCACUGCCUCGUACAUUGUCGGAGUUGCAGAGUGGAGGUGUCAGAGGUCAGAGUGAGGCAUGCCGACUUCUCUGCUGACUGCAAACUCAACACAAAUGUCUGUGCAGGUAAACACGGCGUCUGUUUUCGUGUUUCUGCAGGACCCCGGCUGGCUCUGCGAGAAGGAGUGUUACCUGGACAUGCUGUCGUCUCCUCAGCACACGGCGGAGGAGCUGCACAACCUCUGGGACAGGAAGAGGACCUGUGGAGACCCCUGCGGCUGUCCCUGGGGACACUAAAAACCCGGGGUAACACGCACUCAGCACCACGGCGGGCUGUUGCUCCUUGAAACUCCAAACCGAGUGAUUUCAGACUUUUAUGAGUUACUAUUUAAAGAGAAAUACUUUUGUGACUGUUGGACUCGGAGUUAGGAGUUAAGAGUUUAAACUUUCAGCAUCAUUGCAGGUUUGAAAUUAACAAAAACACUGAACAUAAAGAACCAUCUGCUGCUCCAGGUUCAGUUAAAAAAAACUCACAUUUAGCUUUAGCAUACUGUUAGCAUCUGCAUCAUGAACUCAGUGACUAAAUUUAAGAGUAAAACGUCCUCAGAGGAAGAAAUACUGUGGAUAUCUGUGUGUGCACAAUCACUGCUGUAAGACUUGAGUCAUUUGUAAUACUUCAAAUCCAGGUUUUAAAAGGAUAUUUGACGGGAUUUUAAAGACGACUGCUCGACAUCGCUGUAUUUUGUAAAUUAUAGUCUUAAGCUUUUCAUCCUCUUCACUCUUUGUAGAUUUAUGAAGACGCUUUUUCACAGACACACACACUUUGUACUGUUACCGUCAUUGUGCAAAUGGUGAUGUGGCCUUACUGUCUUUGUUUGGCGUCAUGCUGUACGUAUGUAAACACAGAUUUGAGUGUUUUUGAACCUUACACAGUCAGAGAAGCUGUGAAAUAGAGCCACUAGUUUAACUCUGGUUUUAUGAAACCGUCCUCACAGAAAAUAAAGAAUCACCUUGAAGAGAU
Messenger RNA from Xyrichtys novacula (pearly razorfish), 16551 nucleotides. The record is from the annotation of a GenBank genome assembly. Lineage: Eukaryota; Metazoa; Chordata; Actinopteri; Labriformes; Labridae.